Messenger RNA from Numida meleagris (helmeted guineafowl), 8713 nucleotides. RefSeq names its product myelin expression factor 2 (gene MYEF2). The record is from RefSeq and is a predicted model, not a curated record. Gene Ontology annotation, molecular function: mRNA binding. NCBI's taxonomy places the organism in Eukaryota, Metazoa, Chordata, Aves, Galliformes, Numididae. Gene Ontology annotation, cellular component: post-mRNA release spliceosomal complex; cytoplasm; nucleus. Bases 118 to 1902 code for a protein of 594 amino acids. Gene Ontology annotation, biological process: regulation of mRNA stability involved in response to oxidative stress. The transcript is spliced from 16 exons.
UGCCUCCCCCGUCGCAAACCCCGUUCUCGCGAGACUUGGCCGGGCCGGCGCGGCGAGGCCGAGGCGCUCCGGGCCGUUUUCAAACCAACCGUAGCGGGGCCGCGGCCCGGCCACGAAAUGGCGGAGAACGACAAGCCGGAGGCUGCGGCUGCCGUGCUGCAGCGGGGGGCCGAGGAGGCCGCCAUCGCCGGCCAGCCGCCGUCGCUACAACAGCAGCAACCGCUACCACAACAGCCUCCGCAACAACAGCCGCCGCAACGUGAGGAGGCCGCGGCAGCGACCGAGAGCGGCGGGGGCAGCGCAAAUGGCGUCAAAAUGGAUAAUGAUGAGACGGCAAAAGAAGAGAAGGCUCCAGUGAAAGAGAAGCAUGCUGCUAAACCGAAGGCGAUCCCUUCUCUUGGAAACAAGAAUAGAUUCCACCCCUAUUCAAAGGAGAAGAAUGCAGGCAGUGCAGAGAAGAAGGCUAUUAAUCGUAAUAGAGUUUUCAUUAGCAACAUCCCAUAUGACAUGAAAUGGCAAGCUAUUAAAGAUCUUAUGAGAGAGAAAGUUGGUGAGGUUACAUACGUGGAGCUGUUUAAGGAUGCUGAAGGAAAAUCAAGGGGUUGCGGCGUGGUUGAAUUCAAAGAUGAAGAAUUUGUUAAGAAAGCGUUAGAAACUAUGAACAAAUAUGAUCUUAGUGGAAGACCACUGAAUAUUAAAGAGGAUCCUGAAGGUGAACAUGCUCGCAGGGCGUUACAGCGCGGAGGAGGACAAUUUACGGGAGGACAUGGACCUGAUAUUGCACCUGGAUUGAUGAAUUUACCACCUUCUAUUGUCAAUAAUCCAAACAUUCCUCCUGAGGUUAUCAGUAACUUGCAGGCAGGCAGGCUUGGGUCCACUAUUUUUGUUGCUAAUCUUGACUUUAAAGUUGGUUGGAAGAAACUAAAAGAGGUAUUCAGCAUUGCUGGAACUGUAAAGCGUGCAGACAUCAAAGAAGAUAAAGAUGGCAAGAGUCGAGGAAUGGGAACAGUUACCUUUGAACAAGCAAUUGAAGCUGUUCAAGCAAUAUCUAUGUUCAACGGGCAGUUCCUGUUUGACAGACCCAUGCAUGUAAAAAUGGAUGACAAAUCAGUCCCGCACGAAGAUUUCCGUGUUGUGGACAGCAAAGCUCCUCAAUUACCUCGUGGUCUUGGUGGCAUUGGUAUGGGACUUGGACCAGGUGGGCAGCCCAUUAGUGCAACACAAUUGAGCAUGGGUGGUGGAAUGGGGAACAUGGGUCCAGGAGGUAUGGGAAUCGAUGGUCCUGGUUUUGGUGGAAUGAAUAGAAUGGGAGGCGGGCUUCCUGGAUUUCGCGGAAUGGAAGGAAUGCCUAAUAUGGGAGGAUUUGGAGUCAGCCGGAUGGGAGAAAUGUUCCGUGGUGGAAUGGGAGGAAACAUGGACAGAGAUUUUGCUCGUAGUGAGAUGGCAUUGAACCGUGGUUUUGGAGAUUCUUUUGGAAGGAUGGGUGGUGGAAUGGGUGGUAUGAACAGUAUGCCUGGAGGAAUGGGAAUGGAUCGGAUGAGUUCUGGCUUUGAUCGAAUGGGACCGGCUAUGGGUGGAGGCCUGGACAGGAACAUUGAUAUAGACCGAGGAUUUGUGCCUGGCCCGAUGGGAGGUGCCAUGAAAGAGAGACUGGGCUCUAAAGGCAACCAGAUAUUUGUGAGAAAUCUCCCUUUUGACUUGACCUGGCAGAAGCUCAAGGAGAAAUUCAGUCAGUGUGGUCAUGUAAUGUUUGCAGAAAUAAAAAUGGAGAAUGGAAAAUCAAAGGGCUGUGGAACAGUCAGAUUUGACUCGCCAGAAUCUGCAGAAAAGGCCUGUAGGAUAAUGAACGGCAUAAAAAUCAGUGGCAGAGAAAUUGAUGUACGCUUGGACCGCAAUGCAUAAUUUAAAACUGUGUUCAGGAACAUUCCUAUGUCUGUUUAGCUUCUCUAUCCUAGUAAGUCAUUUUUAGUAACAUUGUCUGCUUACAAAAGCUGUAAAAAGGAACUUUUAAAUCCCACCAGCCUUUAACAGUAUAGUGUUUAAUAUACUGUGAUACUUGUUAACUGAAUCUUACUAUGUUUGGUUUUUAAAGACAAUUAGCCUGAUUUUUGUUGUUUUUCUAAGAGGCACUGAGCACCUGUAGGUUCCAUUAGACUAUGGGAACUUUGGAUGCUUGGCGCCUUCGGAAAAUUAGGCCAAGUGUCUCUCUAGUCAUUCAGUUUAAAUGAAUGGUUAUACUGUUUUUAAUAAAAUAAGCCAUUUUCUCUGUUAAGAUUGCAUAGUGGGAUUUGUUUAGUGUUUUCCUGAUUUUUAUUUUUCUUCCCAAGCUCUUGUAUCAACAUUGUAAUGUAAAAACUAGGUGUUUUUUUUCCUUCCGGAAUUCUGGUUUUAUGUGCUUGUUGUUGUCAUACUGUAAUUCCUGACUCUAAAGGAAAGGGCUCCAAUUAGGCUGUGAUGUUUUUGUUCUACUUAAUAUUACUUCAAUGCCAUGACUUAGUUCUGUAAAUAAGAUUUAGAGUCCAAUGGAAGUCUUGGAUUUUUUUUUUAUUUGACUAAAUGAAGAAACUGAUCUUUCUCUCUGGCUUUUAUUUUUCAUCAGUAUAAUCACUGAUUAAAACUAGUUACCACAGACCCUUGUAGGAUUGUUCCCUAUGAUGCCAAGUUCGUAUAAAAUUGAUAAGACAGUAAAUGCUAAGUAGAGUAUAAGACAAACUGCUCCCAAUUUUUUAUCUAUUUUCCAGCCAUUCAGGUGAAUUGCCAGAAAAAUAAAAACAACUGAACAGAUGAGAGAAGUGGCUGUGUAUGUCAAACCAGUGCUGUUCACUUCUAUGGGUCCGGAUGUAUUUAUGAAGGCAGUUUUUAUAAACCAGGGUAUUCCCAAACAAAGCAUAUCAAAUACGUUGGAUCCCACAAUGUUAGACAUGGCCAUAUCUCCAUUUCCUGUAAAACAAGAAGUACAAAUAAGGCUGCUUUGUUGUGUUAUACGAAAUUGCCAAACUGUUUUGGAGGAAUAGGCUGUCAGUCUUCAGCUUUUUGUGAAGCACCCUUUUCAGACUUUUUGCUUGCACAAACUGUAAGUAUGAUUCCAUAGACUAUGGUUUUGGUACCACAAGCAUAAAAAAUGUCUCUAAAUCACUAGCACCUGCGAAGUUGCACUUAAAAUAAGCUGAACUGGAUAUUAUAAAAUCCACAGUCGUGUUUAAAAUACCAAGACAAGUUGUGUUUUGCAGUAAAGCUGUGAUGUGAUCAACAGCAAAUCAUACCAAUCUAGAACUCUUAUCUGAGAUACUGGGAGAUUUUUAAGUGUCUGAACCGCAGCUUUUUUUUAGGUAAGCUAUCUUAUUUAUUAGUGGUAAACUCUAGAAACUGGAGCAAGUUUUGAAGUUACUCCUUGAAUUUCUGGAAAUGUUAACUAGAAUUCUUUUUUUCAUAGUACUUUUCAAAUGCAUCAGUUGGAAUGAGCCUGAACACCAAAGUCUUUACCUUUUCGAGCCACCAGCACACUUGCAACUGUAUCUGGUACGCUUGUUCCUGCUGCUAGUAAUGUGAGACCCAUUACUGACUCUGGAAUUCCCAGUGUUUCACCUGUAGUUGAUAAAUAACGGUAGAAAAUGAGUAAGGUUUUUAGGUUGUUUCAUCCAAAGAAAUUGCUUCAGGCUUCCUUUGCUGGAAGAAGGAUUAUUAAUAACAGUAAUUCUAAAAUCUGUGGGAUCUGUCCGCCAAUUUAACUUGACUAAACGUGCAGUGACUGAACUAUGAAGUAGUUAAAAACAAGAACAAUAACAACAACAAAAUGUUAUAUUGCUCUUGUUCCUCAGUCAAGGAACUAUAGGAUAGUAACCAUCUUAUUUACAGCUUUUUCAAAGACCUGAGUGGAUGGAAGGUUUCCUGUGUUCAAAAUGAUACUAGUUAUGGAUUGUUCUUCCAGAUGCAGUUGAAGUUUAAAUACCUAUUUAUUCCCUUUUCUCAACUCGUGAAAGAUGUAAUUGUUUUCUUUGGUUCAAGACAUCUCAUCAUUAGCACUCCAAAGUGUUAUGGAGCAAUAAUUCUUACAAACACACACUCUUCAAAGCGGGAGGGGAAAAAAAAAAAGUGUGACUUUGUUAGGAAAUAAGGACAUUAAGGGUAUCACUACAAUAUUGUCUCAACUACAUGGCUCUAACGCUUCACUCCAAUUAGCUCAGUUUUUCAGUCUAUUGGAUUUGGAAGAAGCAAAAUGACUUUUAAGAACAAGUAAUUCUUUAGAAGCAUGAGUUUCUUUAGAUAAACACUGAUUUAAACUUAAAAAAAAAAAAAAAGAUUAUCAAAACAGAAGCUUCCUGCCUACCCGUAUUUUUAGCCCUGUAUGUCCUGAAAGAGUACUAAUUUCUUAAAAAAGGGAUUCAGAUCAUCUUCAAAAUCAUUGUAGCAGCCUUUACUUUUUUGUACCAUUCCCGAGCAUCAAUAUGUUGAAGUACUUGAUAUUUCUGUUCAGACUGCUAAGUAAUUAAAGCUUGUCUUACAUUUUAGUGAACCAGAGAAGUUUAAUUUUUUUGUUGUUAAAGCCUGAAUUUUUGCUUGGAGUAUUUUGGCACUACUAACCAGUCUUCUUAAAAUAAGAGGCAGUAUGCUGUAACUUGGGUCAGCAGUGAUUACCUAGUAUGUAACAGCUUAGUCUAGGUCAACCCAAUAAAUUUGUUUGAAAUCUUUCCUGUUCAAAGGGACUAAUGUCAUCCUCCUGUAAAAUUUGCAGUGGUAUUUAUUUUUCCAUUGCUUCUAAUGUAAGAGAUUGGUAGGAUGGAGGGACCAAUAUGAUCAGCUUUUAUAAGCUAAGCAAACCAAGGUGAAAUAUGAAUGAAACAGUGUUCUGCACCCAAUAGUAGUUUCUAGCCCUCUGAAGUUUAUAAGAUAGAAUCUAAACUCAGGUGAAGCUAAUUUUUCUUUCUUUAUUAGAUAGAUUCAUCUUCUAGUUGAAGUGUAGGUUUUUUUUCUGGCAAUUGACCAUAAAGAGAGAAUGGUCUUAUUUUUCUAGCCUUCAGUUCAUUUUGUGUAUCAGUAGCAAUAUCUUGCUAUAGUAAUGAAAAUUUCCUUGCUAGUAAAAAAAAAAAAAAAAAAAAGUGUACUAAAUUAGGUUUGCUCUUGACCAUCAAAACGUAGCCCCCUGCGAUGAAACUUUUGGCACGUUUGAUAGGCCAUUUUUAUGCAACAAUAGAAUAUUUUUGGGUCAACUUUCAUCAAAGAACCUAGACUUGAAUAUAUAUAUACAAAUACGUGUAAUUUUUAGAGUUUUAAUGUGUAAAUAGAACAUAUUUGACCUUGAAGUAGUGGGACAAAGACCCCAGUGCUGCUUGUAAUGACUCUUCAGAGUGGACUAACACUAAGAUGCUAUUUGAAACUCCACUGUACCUACUUUCAUAUGUAUUAGUGUUUCGUCUAGUAGAUGGGCAAUAAUUUUCAUCUGGAUCCUGUUUCAGAGGCUUCUAGCAUUCACAUGGUAAACCUUUGAUUUUUAGAUACAGAUAGAAAAUUGUUUGACUAAGGAGUGAAGCUGAUGGGUGUUAUAUCCAGCAAUCUCUUAGUAACUUCUCACAAGUCUACCUUUGUGUAGGUCUGUGUCUGCACUUAACAAGGAGUUAUUCACUGAAUUUAAUUUGAAAACAAGUUUAGGAUGCUGAACUAGCAGAAUACUGGAAGUAGGAUUAGUGAGCUAUAAUGUGGAAAUGGCAAGUUUGUGCUAUUUCUCAUUUAGAGAUCUGUUUUCUGCUUGUUCUUAAAACCUGUUUUUUUUUCUUAAGCUGACUGGAGAAACAGUGAAAUGGGAGAACCUUCAAUACUUUAAGAUACUUUAGAAUUGUUUUUACACUCAUUCACAUCCUAUCUCUUGCUUAAAUUCAGUGCUUUUCCAGCUUUACUUUGUGAUGCAGAUUUUUAAGAGAGAUACACAUGCAUAAGGAAGUCUAAUAGACAUAUGACGCUAUAGUUGGAACAAAGUAAUACACAAGUUUAGGCAUCUUUUUUUGCCAAUUUGGAUGUAAAAAUAAUGGAUCUUUUCCAAAAAUCGGAACCCUUAAUUUCAGUCUUGGUGGAUUUCAUGUUUGCCAGACUUCAGCUUGAUGAGUUUCUUCCUGUUUACUUGUUUCACUUCAUCAAGCAAUUUAGUGAAACUGUCUUUUUAAAGAUAGGCUGUUUUUUGUAGCUUUGUAAACCAGUUCUCUUUCACGUGUUGCUAAGCAGUCAAAAAUAGCUAAAUUCUACAGAGGUUUUCAUUAGAUGGAAGGAGGCAAAUGAAGCAGUCACACAUAAGGGAUUUUGUUUGUCUGUUUCAAGCAAAACACGUGUUGCUAUGCUGACUGUUAAUUGUGAAAAAGGAAAAUCUUCACAGGGAGAAAACUUUCUCAGCGAUUGUUGAUCGGUUGCUUCGGUGCAGCAGUUUAGGUACCUACCUGCUAUUGUUAUCAUCCACACAAGAACGUAAGUUAUUGCAGAAAUCCAUGCUGCUGACAUGAAAAAUGUUACCAUGAACCAAUUCCUCCAAAACCGCCUCCUGCAAUCUGGUGUAGUCAAGUAGAGUAGUGUAAUAAUAGGAAGGGAUAACACCCACAAAAUUCUCUUCAUAUCUUCUUCGGGCAUGGUGAAGACGCUUGGAUGAUCUGUUGAAGAAGUAACUAUUUUAAACUGUAGCAUUCAGUUUGAAUCCUUAGCAUUAAGUCAUACUAUUUGCUUCUACUUGUGAGAAUACUGGAAAAAGGUUUUUAAAAAAAAUGGUGAUGUUGUAACUGUCAUCUUACUAGUGCCUACAUCACACUGGACUGAACUCUGAAAUCAAAUGUUCUUUAUUACUGUGUCACUAGGAGACAACCAAGGUGGAUGAAAAAUGAACUUGUCUAUAAGUUUUAUGCAAAAUGUUUACAAGAUUUAGCCCCAACUGAUGAUUUGUCUAAGUGAAGAGGAAGCAUGGUCCGUGGCUCUGUAUUCCUUCUGCAAUAACGUGUAUAUGGGGUUAUGAACUGGCCAUUGGCAUGACAAAACAGUAUGUAUUAGUACAGUAGCAGUGUGUCUUUCAGCUGAUACUGCGUUUUACUGAGUUGCUGGGAAGUUUCAAAUGUGCACAGCAUCAACUGAUGGAAGUUCUGUUACUGUCCUAGCAUUCCUCUAGCAACUAACUUCAUAUAAAAAUCACAACCACAAUUUUACUUAAUGUUAUAUUCCAGCAAAGAAUAACGAUGUACUUAAAUACUAUGAUAUUUUCUGAACAAAAUAGUAUCUGAAAACCUGGUCUUUGUUAGAACUAAUGUAAACAGGCAUAGAGAUUGCUAGAGACAACUGUAAUAAUACUUAUACCUUCAGAGAUUUCAUCAAGCUCAUGUAAACUUGUUGAAAGAUGAGAAUAGUCCAGCUCAUCUUGAAAAAUUCCACUGUCAGUUCUUGACUGUUGACGAAUUAGAGGCCCGCUCUCUUCCCUCCAUCCAGCUAAUGGCUGCUGCUCACCACUCUGUUCCAUAGCUUUUGUACAACACCAACAGCAGGGACUGAGCUUUUUCAUGAGGCACCGGUUGAUUUUAAUGUCAAAACAUAGCACCAGAAUAUAACACCCAUAUAUUAAUAAUAAGGAAGCACUUUCAUACCUAGAAUUAAAAAAAAAAAUUACAUAACAUGUAAUAUAGAUUAAUAUAUAAUUAAUAAUUAAAGUGACUGACAUGAGAAGACAAAAAAAAUUGCAUGAGUAGUGAAAGGAAAAAACAAAAGCAUCUUUUUGCACUUGUAUGGGCAAUGUCAUGGAAGUUUGUACGUUUCUUCAUGUCUUUCAGCAGUUUGAUUAAUUCCCCUCCCCUGCCGAAUCUUGUCUGUGUAUUGUAUAGCUGCAUGUUUUCCAGGGGAACUUACUGAACAACUGAUUAUUUGCAAAACUGAGUCUUAUGUGAUGGUUAAAGAGAGGGACAGAAUGUGUUAUUUUGAGUGAGAAACUUCAGAGAGAGAGCACCAGACCUGACUGGUUUGGGACAACAGGAGUUUCAGGAGUGAAGGAAGAGAGUUAACAUCAGGAAGUCAUGAUCUACUUUGACAGACAAAUGUUUUCUUAAUGGUAACACUAUUAAGGAAAGCUCUAAAAGAAGUAAACUAUGAAGACUAAUUGCUAUGCCAAAACAGGUCAGAUAGAAAUUGUGAAGUUUGUACAAAGAAACCUAUGCAGAUCAGGCUUUAUAAAUAUGCAGGGUUUGAACGGUGAGGUAGCAGUCUUUACAAGCAUUGUGACUUCUUACGGUUUUAAAGCCAACGGGAUGUAUAUUUCUGUUAGUGAAUGGCAGCUCAGGCUACUUGAAGUUUGUUUGGUUUUUAACACUGUUUCACUAAUCUCCAGUCAACGUUAAUUCAACACUACUUGUGCUCUUACCAGUAAAUUCUGCUGUCAGAUAUCAUCGCAAGGACCGCCGCUGCACUAAUUGUAUAUGCCAGGCAGUCUCUAAACAGCGGCCAACAGGAUAGCCUCGAAACCUGCAGAUCACAGAAUCAUUUACAUUUUUAAAAAAUGUGUCUGUAAUACUUUCACUAAGUGCUGUAAAUGCUGCAUCGGUAUGUUGUUUCUAUAUUAUGUAAAAAUUUAAGAUUCUUAGGAAUGACUCAAUAUGAUAUUUAACAACUUAGUGUUUUUAAAAACUUUCAUAGCAACUUAUCUUAAAACUGAUUACAUGCUGGUUUUGCUACGAAAUAAUAAACUUGACGGUUGUCAUAGUAA